AUGACCAAUAGCCCCUUGGGUAGAGUCCUCCUCAAUCCAGAGGCGUCCAGUCAGCUUAUCAAAUGGAUGACGGAGCUCAGCGAGUUCGACAUCCAAUAUCAGCCUCGGACGACCAUCAAAGCGCAAUCCUUGGCGGAUUUUGUUACUGAGAUGCAAAAUCCAGAGUCGGAAGCCAUUUGGAGGAUAUAUGUGGAUGGAUCAUCCACUCGGCAGGGCAGUGGGGUCGACAUAUUGCUCAUCUCGCCCCAAGGGGAGCGGAUGCAGUUGUCCGUUCGGCUGGAUUACAAAGCCACGAAUAAUGAAGCCGAGUAUGAGGCGCUUAUAGCCGGCUUGCAAGCCGCUCGACACGUUGGAGCCAUUAAGGCCAACUUUUGGGAGGUUGUCAUACAUAAAAUCCUCCAAUUGGAGAACCAAGCUGCGGACGAGCUGGCCAAACUAGCCAGUUCGCUAUCGUCGAUCAUCAUACCACAGCCGAUCGAGCAAGUAUCUUUAGUGGCUCAUGUCGAUCGAAUGGAGGGACUCUCCUUUCCAAGUGAUUGGAGAAUGACUCUAGUGGAAUUUUUGCGGUCAGGAGCUACACCGUCCGAUGAGGAGGAGGCUCGCAUAUUGAGGAGGAGAGUUGGUUGGUUCACCCUGAUUGGGGAUCAGCUCUACAAGAAGGCCUUCUCUAGGCCUCUGCUUAAGUGUGUCAGAUCGGAGGAUGUUGAUUACAUACUGCGGGAGGUACAUCAAGGGUCCUGCGGAGGACAUCCAGGUGGCCGCUCACUGGCAAGAAAGAUUCUAUUGGCUGGAUAUUUAUGCCCGACCCUCCAAGAGGAUGUCGCCCGGACGGUGGCCACCUGUCUGUCCUGCCAGAAGUAUCAUAGCCUCUCACACCGGUCGAUCGAAGAAAUGAAGGCGCCCAUGAUAUCUUUCCCGUUCGACCAAUGGGGCAUGGACAUUGUUGGGUCAUUCCCCAUGGCGAUAGGGCAGCGCAAGUUCUUGCUCGUCGCAGUAGAUUACUUCUCCAAAUGGGUCGAAGCUGAGCUGCUGGCAAGAAUAUCUAAACAGAUGUGCGGAGGAUAUGUCAUUCAGCAAGCCUUCACCUCAGUGGUCUACCCUCAGAGCAAUGGGCAAGCAGAGGUCGCCAAUCAGGAAAUCCUCCGAGUCCUGCGCGCUCGGCUCGAUCAUAUGGGAUUCAGCUGGGUCGAUGAGCUCCCCAGCGUGUUGUGGGCGCUCCGCAUGACUCCUAAGGAAGGGACUGGGGCAACUUCUUUCCACCUGGUGUACGACAGUGAAGCAGUCAUCCCUGUCGAAGUCGAAGUUGAGUCCGAUUGGCUACAACACUACGAUGAAGAUAACAUCGAGUGA
Zingiber officinale is the source of this 1350-nucleotide messenger RNA. RefSeq lists its product as uncharacterized. Lineage: Eukaryota; Viridiplantae; Streptophyta; Magnoliopsida; Zingiberales; Zingiberaceae. The transcript is spliced from 3 exons. The record is from RefSeq and is a predicted model, not a curated record. Gene Ontology annotation, molecular function: RNA-DNA hybrid ribonuclease activity; nucleic acid binding. The coding region runs from base 1 to 1350 and encodes 449 amino acids.